Populus nigra (black poplar) is the source of this 1623-nucleotide messenger RNA. RefSeq names its product putative F-box protein At4g17565. The record is from RefSeq and is a predicted model, not a curated record. The coding region runs from base 1 to 1389 and encodes 462 amino acids. The transcript has a single exon. NCBI's taxonomy places the organism in Eukaryota, Viridiplantae, Streptophyta, Magnoliopsida, Malpighiales, Salicaceae. Gene Ontology annotation, molecular function: protein binding.
AUGGCUAUCAAAAGAAUGAGAGGACCAUCACCCCCAAGCAUUGCUAACACUGAAGCCAGAAGAAGAUCAUCAUCAAUGCCCAAAUGGGGUCAGCUUGUUGGUGAUGUUUUACUUCAAAUUCUUAACCGUCUGUCCUUCGUCGAUGUUCAACGAGCCAAAACUGUUUGUUUGCAUUGGAAUUCUGUUGCGAAACAACUUAAACUCUACACAAAGUUCCAUCGAAUUCCUUGGCUCUUGAUUCCUCCUCAAGAUGAAGAAAGUAAUGCGAGCAGCGACACCAGUACCAAGCUAUUCAGUAUUGAAGAUGGACAACUUUAUAGUAGCAAGUACGCAACGUCGAAGGAGAUUUGUUAUCAGAGUUUUUGUGUUGGAUCAUCUCAUGGAUAUAUGAUCUCCAUCAACUGUGAAAGAAACAACCUUUUUGUUUUCAACCCUCUAACCGAGAAACGAACAGAACUUCCUGCAAUGGACACUUUCUUGGGGAGAAUAAUUGAGGAUAUGGAUAAUGGAGGCGAAUACCUUAUUAAAUUUGCUCCUGAAGCUGCCUCAGAUUCCAGAUUUUAUAGGGGGUGGACGUGUUCAAGACAGCUGAGAGAGCACUUUAUUCAAAAGGCUAUUUUGUCAUGCGACCCAUGUCAUAAUAAGAGCUACGGAGUGGUACUAAUCUGUUGUCAAAACUCGAAAAUCGCUUUCUGCCAGUGUGGAGAUAGUGGGGCAAUGUCAUGGAUGUAUCUUGAAGGUAUGGAUGCCCCGUUCCAUGAUAUUAUGUGCCAUGAAAAUAAGCUAUAUGUACUCGCGAAUUGUGGCAGUCUUGCUGUUUGGGACUUGGGAUCUGAUAGUUUUCCAGUAAGCACGAAGACCAUAACGAGUCUUUUCUGUUGUGCAUCAUUGCGGCAAACGCUGAAUGUUUCGAGUGAUCUUUACAACUCCAGACUUUACCUGGUGGAAUCACCUGGUGGGGUUUUGCUCGUUGUGAGGCGCAUAGGGGAAUUUGUUGACGAGGAAGGUAGGGUGUUGCACGAAGGAGACUUGCUUACUGACAAGGCUGCUGAACCUUUGGUUUGUGCAUACAGGACAUUGUUAUUUGGCUUGUUUAGGAUGGAUUUUGACAAGGAAACAUGGGUGAGCAUGAAAUCGUUGGAUGAUCAAGCAGUAUUCGUGGGUGGAAAUCACUCCGCAUCAGUCUUAGCUUGCGAUCUUCCAGGAUGUGAAAAGAAUUCUGUUUACUUUACUGAUGAUUACUGGGAGCGAAUGAACGAGGAUUAUUUGUAUGGUGGCCAUGAUAUGGGUGUUUAUAACUUGAAAGACAAAAGUGUCAAGCAUUUUUAUCAAUUGGAUGCACUGAAGAUUCAACCUCCACCCUGUUGGUUCCUUCCAAAUCCAUGGUAGACCCAUAUCAGGAGUUUCCAUGAUGGUAAUUAGGCUCUGUUCUAUCUGGGAUGUCACUUGUUUCUUGCUAGCUUUGUCUGAUGGAUUGCUUCUUGAUAUUUGUUGUCCUAUCAACUUUCUGUAAUGCAUUCAACCACCGCCCUGUUGGAUCCUUCCUAAUCCAUGGUAGAGAUAUAUCAGGAGCUUUCUUGAUUACUUCAAAUAGUCUGUUUCUGCUGGCUUCUCUGCUUCCGA